Molecule: messenger RNA, 2427 nt
Organism: Amaranthus tricolor (Joseph's coat)
Lineage: Eukaryota; Viridiplantae; Streptophyta; Magnoliopsida; Caryophyllales; Amaranthaceae
Exons: 4
Coding region: 1-2427 (808 amino acids)
Source: RefSeq, a predicted model, not a curated record
AUGCAAACAAGACGUCAGGGACACGAACUAGUACCUUUUGACCCUGAAAUCGAAGCAACAGCAAGAAAACUCAACUCUAAGCAAAGAAGGCGAAGAAAUAAGAGAAGAGAAGAUUUAAUCAUGGCUGAAACACCAGAGAAACCCCUCCUGGAUUAUAUCACUCCUGAUGCUAGCAUUGUCACUACAAGCAUUGUGAGGCCAGAGAUUUCCGGGAACCAGUAUGAGAUCCGGUCAGCAUUUUUCAACUGGAUCGCUCAGGACCAAUUUCAUGGUAUUGAGAAUGAGAGCCCAACCGACCACAUUAAUCUGUUCAUCGACAAGUGCAUGACACACAAGUACAACAACGUCACCUCCGAUCAAUUAAUGUUAAUAGCUUUCCCUUUUUCUCUUGCGGGGGCGGCUAAACAGUGGCUUCGUGAGGAAGAACCCAACUCCAUUGCUACUUGGGAGGCUCUGAAAAAGGCAUUCUUGCAUCGAUACGACCCACCCGGAAAAACUUCAAAGUACCGAAAUGAGAUCUCUACUUUCAAGCAAAAAGACGGGAAAUCACUCUAUGAUGCAUGGGAGAGAUUUAAAAGUCUAAUCAGAAAGUGCCCACAUCACGGAUUACCGGAUUGGAUGGUUAUUGAGACAGUCUACAAUGCUUUGAGGCAUGAGAUCCAGACUUCUUUGGAUGCUGCUGCUGGGGGUAACUUCAUGAUGAAAACACUGACCCAGGUCAAGAAAAUUCUUGAUGAUAUGGCUUCAAAUUACCACUGGCGAGAACAAUCAACUCCAAGGCGAGGUGGUAGGUCUGAAGUGGAUGCUAUUGUUGCUUUGACUAAUAAUGUACAGGCUUUGACAAGGAAGGUUGAGCAAUUGGAUGUAGCUGCAAUAAAUAAAGUCUGUGGUGCUUGGGGCUUAAAUGGGCAUUCUAGUGUCGAUUGCCAACUUCAAGCCGAAGGGGUUGCUGCUGUGGAACAAGUCAAUGCCAUCCAAAAUCAGAAUGCGAGACAACAAUACAACCCCUACUCGAACACCUUCAAUCCAGGAUGGAGGGAUCAUCCAAAAUUUUCCUACAAAAACAACAAUGCGCAGAAUCCCUCAUCCUCGUACAACAUACCAUCGGGUUUCCAACAAAGGCCUCCCUUCCCACCUCAACAACAACAUCCACCGAAGUCCAACCUUGAGAGCUUGAUGGAGAACUUUAUUGCUACCCAAAGCAAGCAAAAUGAAUACUUCAGCACCUCCAUUAAUCAGAUUUUGGCUCACAACAAAAUGAUCGACACUCAGAUGGCUCAGAUGGCUCAGCAAUUGAGUACUAAUGAUGAUGUUUCUGAAGAAAGGAAAGAUGAGCCAGUAAAUUCAGACAAGUCCAUAACCGCCGGUCGAACUUACACACCAACAGUGCCAUUUCCGUCUAGAUUGGCACAGGCGAAGCUUGAGCAAAAAUAUGGAAAAUUUCUUCAAGUAUUGAGCAAAUUACAGCUCAACAUCCCCUUCUUAGAAGCCAUUAAGGAAUUGCCCUCUUAUGCUAAAUUCCUCAAAGACAUCAUUUCCAACAAACGCAAGCUAGAGGAGAGUGUGGUGGAAACUCUGAAUGGGCAAUGUAGCGCUAUUUUUCAGUGCAAGGUUCCUAAGAAACAAGCUGAUCCUGGUAGUUUUACUAUCCCACUGAAGUUGGGGAACGAUGUGUCUGCUGUAGCCCUUGCUGAUUUAGGGGCUAGUGUGAGUGUGAUGCCGUUAAUAUUAUGCAAAAAGAUUAAUGGCGAGAUGAAAGCCACUCGGAUGUCCAUACAAUUAGCCGAUCGAUCUGUGAGAUACCCAGUUGGUAUUCUUGAGGAUUUCCCCGUCCAAGUUGGUAAUUACUUCGUACCCUGCGAUUUCGUCAUUAUAGAUAUGGAAGAGGAUGCCUGCAUUCCGGUGAUUUUGGGUCGUGAUUUUUUAAAGACCACAACAGCCAAUUUUGAUGUGAAGAAUGGGAAGUUAUCACUUGAGAUUUUGGGAGAAGAGCUGCAUUUCCAUCUCCCCUCAUCCAUGGCAUAUCCUGCCAUUGGGGAGACUGUUUAUCGGAUGGAUGCGAUAGUUGACGCUACUCUAGAGAGGAAGUCCACACCCUCCAUUGUUGAUCCACUUUAUGCAGCUAUUGAGGGCAAUUACGAGAAGGACAGAGCCGAUGUGAUUGAGAUGGUCCAAGUUUUAGAUGUUGCACCUACAUUCGUUCUUGCAAAAACUAAGUUUGAGGACAUCCCUCCUUGGAAGGUGUCCACCAUUGAGGAACGAAAAAAGUGUACUACGCCUCCUCAGGGGUUAUGUCUUGUCCUUCUAGAUGCUCGAAAUUUCGCUGGUGAAGUUCAUUCAAGAUUGGUUUUGAAGUCUUUUUCGAAGGAGAAGGAUAGCAAGGUUAAAGUGAAAGUCUUUAGAAUGUUAUUUGUAUUGGAGAGAUAA